AUGUCCUCCGUGUCCAUAAAAGAUUUUGCCUACGACGCCGACCACCCACUCCACUACGGUAUCACCGACGGCUACAUAGACGACACCAGCGAGCGCGUGAUACAGGCCGUGGCAUUGUACCCUUUUGAGCCAGAAAAUGAGAACGAGCUGAAACUGGAGCAAGAUCAAGUCAUAAUCAUCAACUACGAGUACGGCGAGGGGUGGCUCGUGGCCCACGAUCCGGAGUCGGGAGAAACAGGGCUUGUUCCGUCAGAAUACGUGAGCAUUUUGGACGACGAGCUGGAAGAAGCAGGCCAGCCGGACGACAGCGAGCAACACAAACACCACGAUGCACAGCCAGACAAAACAAAGGAGCAACAAGCCAAGCCGUUUCUACCAGGGAUUCUUCAGGAGCUCGGAGAUCUCAAAAUUACACAGCAAAAUACAGAUAAUCGGGAAACCAGCACAGAAUAAUCGUCUACACAGUCAUUAAUCACUAUUCGUUCUCCAAUAGCUCCUCCAGGUCCGCGUCUUCUUUGCUGGCUUUUUCGAAUAACGGACCUCCCAGCUCGUUUAGCAACUCCAUCACCGUGUUGGCAAGGUCUCUGUCCGUUUCGGCAGCAACACUGUCCACUUGCAGCAACUUGUAUGCCUCGGUCAGCGCCAGGCGGGCUUCUCUGACCGUCUCGUCGCGCUCUUUAAGUGGAUAUUGUUCAUAGUUGAUCGACACUUUGUCUCCUUCCUCCUCGGAAAUGCCGUUUUGAUUUCUUCUGGCCGCCAGAAGAUAUGCGAAUCCUUCCAAAUAAUAGCUCUCGACACUCUGUUCAUUAAUAUCCUGCACAGAUGACGCUAUAGCCGUCGCCAAUUCGAAGAGUCCCGUCUCAAUUGCAUACUUGGAGAGCGUUGUCAGCGGCUGGCACAGGUCUAUGUACUCCAUCUGAGACUCGGGCUCGCUAGACUCCUCCAGGGAAGCUUUCUUGUGCUCAAAAAGCUCCCAGGAUUUUUGCACGGCCUCGCGCGCCUCCUGUGUCUUCUGCUGCGAAAUGCGGAUGCUUGCCAGUAACGACCAUGUUUCUCCGUUGGUGUUGUCCAGGCUGAGAGCCAGCUGAAUGCAUUUCUCGCACUCUUCCUCUGCGGCUGGCUCCAUGCAGAGAUCGGUCAUCCAGAUCUCAAUUAUCGCGAACAGUGCUUGAUUCAGUUUCUUGAGAAGAUAGUCUUGAACUUUUUCGGGCUCUGUAUAUGCUGCAAACAGCAGCUGCGUGCUUUCGUCCAAUUCCUGUGCAGUUUCCGACUGGACCAUUUCCAGCUGAGCCAGCAAUCUCUUCACCCCCGUCUCCAACAGGUCCACACCGUGAUUUGCUCCCACUAUCUGGCCCAGAUAUAAAAACUUCUCCACACCACUUUUGGCCUCUGGGUCCAACUUGCAGGCUUUGCUCAGUACAUCGUAUGCGCUUUCAACGUCUCCAUUUUCCAAGUGUGCCUCUCCAAACGACUGCAAAAAAAGUGGUGAGUCGUGAAAUUCGCUUUCUUUGGAACUCAGCAGCUCCACGGCUUUUUCGGGCUGCUGGUUCUCCAGGAGCUGAGCAGAUUCCACGAUAACCUGUUGUAAAGACAUUAAUUUUUUAUGUUUCUGUG
Molecule: messenger RNA, 1614 nt
Organism: Ogataea polymorpha
Lineage: Eukaryota; Fungi; Ascomycota; Pichiomycetes; Pichiales; Pichiaceae
Exons: 1
Coding region: 1-453 (150 amino acids)
Molecular function (GO): protein binding
Source: RefSeq, a predicted model, not a curated record